CUCUACAAGAUCACAUAAUUUGAUUCAAUUAACUAUAUAUAAGUGUGCCAUAAAUACUAUCGAUUUACUAAGAGAGGUCGAAACUUUCUGAUCACCCUUUAGCUCCAUAUAAUGCUAUUAGUGUUUAUACUCGAUCAUCAAGAAAAACUUAUUCAAAAAGAGUCGACUAUAUUCAUAGUGAACUUCGAUCUGCAUUUGAAUUAACACAUUUAUUUGAAAAUUAUUCAUUAUCAUUAUUAGAAUCAACAAAUCUUCAUGUGACAUUAAUAUAUAAUAGUAAUCAAACACAACAAGAAUUAAAUUCUAAUAUAGAAGAAACAUUUGACUUAUAUUUUACAACAAUAAAUAAUACAUUUUUAUCAAUAGCUCAUCAAAUAUUAAAUAGAAAAUUAGUUUUAUUUUUAAAUCAAACACAUUCAUUAAAACAAUUUAUUCGAUUAUUACAUAUGACAGCAAAUCCAUUAUCUUCAAUUGCUCGAUUGAAUUGUUUUAAUCGACCGAUUCCUUUUGUUAAUCGGAUUAGUUAA
This is a messenger RNA of Rotaria sordida, 527 nucleotides long. NCBI's taxonomy places the organism in Eukaryota, Metazoa, Rotifera, Eurotatoria, Philodinida, Philodinidae. The record is from the annotation of a GenBank genome assembly.